AUGCCAUCCGGUUUGAGACCGGCAUCUCCCCCCGACAGGCUACCCCCCAAUGGGCCCCUGCGGCGUCUCCUGCCUGCGAAUAGCGCUGCUACCGUUGAAGCAGAUGCGUGUCGCGAGACAUCAAUACCCCGCCCUCUUCCAUCAUCUGCCAGUCCUAGCACCUCUCCUGGCGCAACUUCGUCCGUGGUUCCUGCUCGGAGGAAGAGAGGCCAGGCAACGACGGCAGCUUGCGGGGCCUGCCGGAAGCGCAAGUCCAAGUGCGACGGCGAGCGGCCCAUCUGCUCCAUCUGCCGUGACCGCAACACCGUUUGCGAGUUUGACACGAACAAGGCCGAGACGCACACCCAGGCGCUUAAGCGCAAGUACAACGAGCUGCAGAGCCAGAAGUCGGCUUUUGAGCAGGUGUACGAUCUGCUGCAGACGAGGCCUGACAAGGAAGCCGACGAGUUGUUUCGGCGCAUCCGCAGAGGCGCCGAUGCCGGUGCUAUCCUCCGCCAUGUCAACUACGGCGACAUGCUUGUCCAGCUUGCCUUGAUCCCAGAGGCCCGAUAUCGAUACGAGUUUCCUUAUCUCCCCGACAUGCCCCCUUUUCUGCGCCAAUUCGACAAUCCAUACUUGGACUCGGAAGUCUACGAGUGCGCGCUUCGUGGGUCCCCGGAACCCUCUCAUCAGCCAAGGCAACACGCACACCAACGACUCCUACCCGACACGCGGAACGGCGCCGAUUGGGCCUACGGCGCUGGGCAACGAGACCCGUACCUGAAGCCCUACCUAUCUGCAACCGUUGUUCACCCUUUGUUGGAUUCCGUAAAGCCGUCGAAAUGGACCGCCGUCAGCAAGGAUGACUGUUUGAUGAGGAAACUCCUCCACGACUACCUUCUGUUCGACUACGACUUCUUCACUUUCUUUCAGAAGGACUAUUUUCUGGAAGACAUGGCCAGUGAAACCCAUCGCUUCUGUUCCUCGCUCCUGGUUAACGCUGUGCUGUGCAUGGGAUGCUUCUGCCACCGCGGCCUCCAAGGGCGUGCUGAGUAUUGGAACCCCGGAUACAUUGGAUACCAGUUUCUCGCCGAAGGCAAGCGGCUAUUCGAAAUCGAGUCGGAACGCGAGCGGCCGUUCAGAAAUCCCGCUAAUCCAAGUUGGGAGCGCAGAGACAGGGAAUGGGAGCUGAGCAGGCUUACCACCAUACAAGCUGCGGCUCUCCUGACCCUGGCCUAUAACCUGAACGGUUCGGAUAAGAUAGGUUGGCGCUUUACACAGAGAGCUAUCGAGAUGGCCGACGAAAUCCAACUUCUAGGGCCGCCUCUCGAACACCAUGAUCGUGACACGCAGUGCGCAAGGGCAUACACGGCUUGGGGGUUAUUCUGCUGGCAAAGUCUCAGCAGCUAUCAUUACGCCAAGCCGCCACCGCUCAAAGAGUCCCCCAAAGUACCUCUCCCAGACCCCUCGAAUGAGCCCCAGUGGUAUGGCGAGCUGUGGUUGAAAUAUCCCUUGAGCCACACGCCCUUACCAACAUACCACGGGUUCCUGUUCAAGGCCAAAGCCGACUUUUGGACCAUCAUAAACGAGGUCUCAAUGCUCACCUUCUCACAUCACCGCUCACCCUCCAAGUUGUCUGUCAAUCAAACACUCCUCUUCUACAACAGGCUGACAGCCUGGCUACACAAUCUUCCGGAAGCCCUUACAGCCAAGAAGAUUGUGCUACCGCAGCAACUGAAGAUGCACAUGCACUACCAAAACGUGCUGAUCGACAUAAUGACGCCGAUCCUGGACUACACCUGCGGCAGCGCCUGUGCGCAGUUGAUCCAGACGCCGCGCGACAUUUACACCGAAGCUGUAAUCCACUUUGAGACGCUUCUGCGGCUUUACUAUCUGCGCCACGGGUUCGAGGCGACUGACACCUUCCUCCUCCACUUUCUCGCCUUCCUCAACCACAUGACCAUGAACGCGAUAGAAACGAGCACGGGCUCGUCGUAUCUUGAAGCCCGGCGGUCGACGCUUUUGCUCCUGACCAAGGGAAUGCACGACCAGAGCCGGGCGUGCUUCGUCGCGAGGGCGAUCCUGCGCCUGCAGGUAAGCGCGAUGCGGCCAGAAGACGUCUGCUUGGUCAAGCAGUUCCUCGAGAUCGAGGAAGCGGACCAGUUCAUGUCCGGCCCGCUGGAGCAGGCCGUCCUCACGGACUGGCCGGUGUACGAAGUCGGUCUCGAGGCGAGAGGCGAGCAGCGGAGGCGGGGCCGGACGCUGGCGAGUAGUCUGGCGUCUCUGUCGUUGGAGUCGAGCGAUUCGCGCGCUCCAACUCGCUCUCCCUCGUAG
Molecule: messenger RNA, 2313 nt
Organism: Parathielavia appendiculata
Lineage: Eukaryota; Fungi; Ascomycota; Sordariomycetes; Sordariales; Chaetomiaceae
Exons: 4
Coding region: 1-2313 (770 amino acids)
Biological process (GO): DNA-templated transcription; regulation of DNA-templated transcription
Molecular function (GO): DNA-binding transcription factor activity, RNA polymerase II-specific; zinc ion binding; DNA binding
Source: RefSeq, a predicted model, not a curated record